This is a messenger RNA of Gracilinanus agilis (Agile Gracile Mouse Opossum), 2489 nucleotides long. RefSeq names its product NFE2 like bZIP transcription factor 2 (gene NFE2L2). Gene Ontology annotation, molecular function: RNA polymerase II cis-regulatory region sequence-specific DNA binding; DNA-binding transcription factor activity, RNA polymerase II-specific. The transcript is spliced from 5 exons. Gene Ontology annotation, biological process: cellular response to oxidative stress; regulation of transcription by RNA polymerase II. The coding region runs from base 200 to 1993 and encodes 597 amino acids. NCBI's taxonomy places the organism in Eukaryota, Metazoa, Chordata, Mammalia, Didelphimorphia, Didelphidae. The record is from RefSeq and is a predicted model, not a curated record. Gene Ontology annotation, cellular component: nucleus.
CGGGGCGUUGCUGGGGCUGCGUUGGGGAGCCCCGGCCUUCGAGAGGAAUUGUGUGAAGUGCCGGAGAGACUCCAGGAGCUACCUUAGCGCUCCCCCGCCACUGCCACCGCAGCCAAGCUUCCUUCUCCGCCCCGUGUCUCGGUAGCAGAGAGAAAGGAGUGUAGCCGGGGAGCCCCAGCGCAGGGGUUAGAAGCCCAACAUGAUGGACUUGGAACUGCCCCCGUCGCAACAGGACAUGAAUUUAAUUGACAUCCUCUGGAGACAAGAUAUAGAUCUUGGGGCAAGACGUGAAGUGUUUGACUUCAGUCAAAGGCGGAAAGAGCAUGAGCUGGAAAAACAAAAGAAACUUGAAAAAGAAAGACAAGAACAACUUCAGAAGGAACAAGAGAAAGCCUUUCUGGCUCAGCUGCAGCUAGACGAAGAAACAGGUGAAUUCCUCCCAAUUCAGCCAGCCCAGCACAUUGAGCCUAGCACAUCGACCAGCUACUCACAGGCUGCUGAUAUCCCCAAAGCAGAUGCUCUGUUCUUUGAUGAUUGCAUGCAGCUAUUGGCAGAGACCUUCCCAUUUGUAGAAGAUGAUGAGGUUUCUUCAGCCACAUUUCAGUCACUUGUUCCAGAUCACAUUGACAACAACCCAGUCUUCAUUACUUCCAGUCAAGCUCAGCUCCCCGGAUCAUCUGUCCUUCAGUCUGUAGUGGAAAACAAUAUGCAGGAUAUCGAGCAAGUGUGGGAGGAGCUGUUGUCCAUUCCAGAGUUACAGUGUCUUAAUAUUGAAAAUGACAAGUUGGCUGAGGCUACCACAGUUCCAAGUCCUGAAGUGAAACCGACAGAAAUCAAUAACAAUUACAAUUUCUACACUUCCCUCUCGACGAUGGAAAAAGAAGUAGCUACCUGCAAUCCAGAUUUCCUCAGUGCUUUUGAGGACUCCUUUGGCAACAUCCUCCCCACAGAAGACCCUAACCAGUUGAGAAUGAACUCUUUAAAUUCAAAUGCCACAAUAAACACUGAUUUUUGUGAGGAAUUUUACUCAACUUUCAUAGCAGAAACAAACAUAAACAGCAGUAUGCCUUCCCCCGCCCACAUCAGCCAGUCACUCUCAGAACUCUUAAAUGAGCCCAUUGAUAUUCCUGACCUUUCACUCUGUAAGGCCUUUAACAGCAACCCUCCUGAAAACCCCCCAGAAUGUAAUGAUUCUGACUCAGGCAUUUCUUUGAACACAAGCUCUAACAUGGCAUCACCAGAACACUCAGUGGAGUCUUCCCUCUAUGGAGACACGCCACUGGGCUUCAGUGAUUCUGAAAUGGAAGAUGUUGACAGUGCUCCUGGAAGCACGCAGCAGAGCGGGGCCAGGAUGCAACCAGUGCCAUUUCAGGAGGACAUGCCCUAUCCGGUGUCUCCCACUCAGGGGCCCGCCGUUCCUGCGCCCGAUGCUCUGCAAAGUGUAAGCACGCCAAAGAGAGAGUCGCCCACCAGUCCUGGUCACCAGAAAGUCCCAUUCACAAAAGACAAACAUUCAGGCCGCUUAGAAUCCCAUUUCACAAGAGAUGAGAUGAGAGCAAAGGCUCUUCAUAUCCCUUUCCCUGUAGAAAAGAUUAUUAACCUUCCUGUGGAUGAUUUCAAUGAAAUGAUGUCAAAAGAGCAGUUUAAUGAGGCCCAACUUGCACUUAUUCGAGAUAUUCGUAGGCGGGGCAAAAACAAGGUGGCUGCUCAGAAUUGCCGGAAAAGAAAACUGGAAAAUAUAGUGGAACUGGAGCAAGAUUUGGAUCAUUUAAAAGAUGAAAAGGAAAAGCUGCUCAGAGAAAGAGGAGAAAAUGACAAAAGCCUCCAUCUACUGAAAAAACAGCUCAGCACCUUGUAUCUUGAGGUCUUCAGCAUGCUACGAGACGAAAAUGGAGAGCCCUACUCCCCUAGUGAAUAUUCCCUGCAGCAAACAAGGGAUGGUAACGUGUUCCUUGUUCCCAAAAGCAAGAAACCUGACAUUAAAAGAAAUUAGGUUUGGGAAGAUUCUAUCUUUACUGAGGUAGUGUUUUUGUACUGUUUUACUAAAAGCUCCUACUGUGAUGUGAAAUGCAUAAUUAAGUGAUAUUUUAUAAAAAUUCUAUGCAAGCAUAUAUCCAAAAUAGUAUAGAAAUUGCACACAAUAUAAAAGCAUUAAAAUAAUAAGAUGCAUAUAUAUGUAUGCAGAAUCUAUAGUCUCACUUUAACAGCAAAUAUUUCCUUGUUGCACCUUUUGGGCUAGUUUCUGUAUAAGUGUAAAUAGUGCAAACUUCUUAUUUAUACUGUUCCUAUCUCAUUUGUUAUAUUCAUAGAUUUAUAUGAAAAUAUGAUUUAGCUUACCCUAAAUACAGUUUGUUGCAAGACUAACCACAAGUGCCUUUUUAUAAAUACUCUAUGAUCUGGAAGUGUCAUUUUCUUAUGUAGUUAUUUUGCUUUACAUAAAAAUUUAAUUUAGCAAAAAAAGCUAAUACCAAUAAAGAUAUUAAACUUAA